CAAAUAUAUUCCUAUAACACUGUUCUUGUAUUCCACAGGGCCGUACUGCCAUCUCCCAGCCACGAUAACAACCUCCUCUCCUCGUCUCGCUCAUCACCAUGGGUUCCACCGAGCGCCGCCUUUCCUCCAUCACCAUUAGUGCCGAGAGUGACGACGAUAGUUUUGACGAACUGCUCUCCUCCAUCGGGUUUGGCCCGUGGCAGGGAAUCAGCGUGUUGGUAGUGCUCAUCAUCGCUGCCUUGUUGCCAGUACAGAUGGUAGGAAUGACCUUGAUAGCUCCGCCAGUACCUUUCCGCUGUCACGGGAGAUCCUUCACCGCAUUGGAGAACCAGUCCGCACUCACUAUUGAUGACAAGCUGAUUGAGAUUUCUGAGUUUGACGAACACAACCAGACCGAUUACUUCGACGAGCGGUGCCUGCCUCCCUCAGAGCAAGAUGAAGACUACACGUGGCUGCAGCAGCCCAAUAACUCCAUCAUCACCGGCAUGAAGUCAUGUCCCAGCAUUGAAUAUGACCAUUCCCUUUUCUCCUCUUCUAUUGUGUCUGAUUUUCACCUGGUGUGUGAAGAGUUCCACAUGCAGGCGUUCUACCAGAUAGCGUACACAUUCGGGGGAGCCCUGGGCAGCGUCAUCGGAGGCUCCAUAGGAGACAGGUUUGGACGGUUGCGGGCGGUUCAGUUGGGCGCAGUGCUGUACCUAGGAGGGACUCUGGCAAUGGCCUUCGUGCCGCUCUACGAGGUGGUGUUACUGAUGCGUGUCAUACUGGGCUUCGCCAACACAAGCAUGCUUGUGACGGGCUGGAACAUGGCCCUAGAAGGAUCCCCACCAACAGCAAGAACCCUAGCGGGCAUGUUGAUGGGGCUGCCCAUCUCCCUCUUCAUGAUGUUUUUAGCAGGUGUUGGCUACUUCCUCAGAACAUGGCAAAAUCUUCUUCUAGCGUGCGGCUCCCCCGUGCUCCUUCUCAUCCCUCUCUCCUUCAUUGCGGACGAGUCACCGCGGUGGCUGCUACAACAAAACCGAAGCAAGGAAGCUUACACCAUACUACAGAGAGCCGUCAGACUAAACAAAGCAAAGAUUAAUGGUGAUCUAUCCACAAUUGUGGAAAAGAUUGCACUGGGGAGCAAAAAGAAAUGUUCAGAGAAUUCGGAAAUGUCCGCUUCCAUGUACGCCAAGUGCAUGAGCGGCCUUCAUGAAAUGAUGGAGUACUUCCGAAGUCCAGGCAUGAGAGCCAUUCUCAUCGUCUCGCCGAUCAUCUGGUUCUUCCAGAGUUUUGUUUACCUUGGUCUGGCCAUCAACGCCAACAACUUCUCCAGCAACGACCCUUUCCUGUAUGUGGCAAUGACAGGAGUGAUGGACUGUGGUUCGAUUAUACUCUCCACACCUGCUACUGCUUUCCUGGGACGCCGUGUUAUGAUCGCCACGGAACUCUUUGUUGGAGGCGCCCUGCUUCUGCUGGAGCUCGUCGUUCCUAAUGAAUACUCGUGGGUCAAGUGGGUGCUGGUCAUGGUCGGCUUCCUGCUGGUGGCCGGCGCCUUCCAGGUCAAUUUUGUGUAUGUGCCCGAACUUUACCCGACACUGGCUCGCGCGAGAGGCUUUGCUUUCGUCAACCUUGCCGGGAAUCUUGGGUACAUGUGCGCCCCGCUCAUCACCACCAACCUGGCAAAAGUAAAUAGCUGGGCCCCUGGAGUCGUAUUCGGCUGCUCUGGUAUAUUUAUCAGCCUCCUAAUGCCGUUGCUCCCGGAGACCAGAAAGAAACCGCUGCCCGAGAACCUCCAAGACGUGGACAACCGAUGGAGGGAGGGCAAGUUCAAGAAUAAAUCUAAAGCUGCCGGCGCAGAGAAUCUGGCAUACACACAUGAUGGCGGGCGGGAGUUGUGUUCAGUGAAAAAUGGCACAGUUUCUAGUAGCGCGACAGCGGAAUAGAUGCAGUUGUUGAUUUCUUCAUUUUCUUGUAAAACGAACGCCCACAGUUUGACGCUCAUAUAUUCUACAUUUUUCUUCCCUAUGCUUCAUUUUUACUUCAUUAUAAUUCAUCACUAUUGCUGAACUCAUCUUUGUCUGCACUGUCAUGUGAGGUCAUUUAGGUAUACAUACUGUACCAGUCACGCAGUGCCGCACAAACUUAACUUGUCUAUAGUCUCAGACAAAUUCUUUAUUUUCACUACAAUAAAGGAUUCUACACAGUUUUCGACAACAAAAUGAAAAAUAACAGAUGGGUGGGUGGUGGAGCUAUUGUGUUCAGCAAAUAAUAUAUCCCAUCAAAGCAUUCAAAGCAUUCAGUAAAGGAGGCUGUCCUAAUACGAGCACACUUCUCUGCAACAAGUUUAUGUUAAGAGUUUUAACAGAAUUGAUUAAUCAAAGCCGAAGCACUUUGAAACGAAUUUUACCUAGAAAUGCAUAUCUGUCUAUUAGUCAUAUAUAUACAUGCAUAUAUGAAGCCUCAGUACCCCUUGACACGCCAUAUUGCCUCAUCUUGUCUUCAUCCACUGCAGUGCCAAUCUCCUCCAACUCAGCUCUGUCAGUGGCGGUGAGACUUCUAUUGAUAAGAAAGAGAUGAUAAGACAAUACGUGUUAGCACACAAGGUGCAACCGGCCCGUGAUGGAAUGAACAGAGUGGUGGGCAGUCUCAUCUCGCUCAUCUGAAGAGGCAUUGCAUUUCUGUGAUCAAUUUGAUUAAAGUUUCACACCAAAUGAA
Messenger RNA from Portunus trituberculatus (swimming crab), 2694 nucleotides. Its product is annotated as organic cation transporter protein-like. The record is from RefSeq and is a predicted model, not a curated record. Gene Ontology annotation, molecular function: transmembrane transporter activity. NCBI's taxonomy places the organism in Eukaryota, Metazoa, Arthropoda, Malacostraca, Decapoda, Portunidae. Gene Ontology annotation, cellular component: membrane. The transcript is spliced from 13 exons. Bases 99 to 1922 code for a protein of 607 amino acids. Gene Ontology annotation, biological process: transmembrane transport.